Molecule: messenger RNA, 354 nt
Organism: Zasmidium cellare ATCC 36951
Lineage: Eukaryota; Fungi; Ascomycota; Dothideomycetes; Mycosphaerellales; Mycosphaerellaceae
Exons: 2
Coding region: 1-354 (117 amino acids)
Source: RefSeq, a predicted model, not a curated record
AUGCGACGUGGUACGCAUCGGUCGGCUGAACUGACGCGAUCGAUGGUGGCGGACGGGAGCGGAUCAACGAGGCCGGGUGGAAAACAAGGCGGCUGGAUGAUGAGAGAAGCAGAAAAAUAUAGAGGCGGCCGCACAGACUCGAAGAGGUUGAUUACCGGAUUCGUGUUGCUAGGAUGGGUGUGGCGGCGCAACAUGCAGAUACAUGCAUGCAGCCGCGAGACUGAAGGGGAAGAGUCGAGCUCCCAACGCAUCAUCAUCAUCGUCGUCGAGUCGAACACGAUGCCUCGGGUCCUUCGUGAAGCUAUACGUGGGUCUAUCGUAAGCGGGAGAGAUGACCAGAGGGAGAUGAGGUAG